AGUUUUAAAAAAUAGUUGAACGGUGGUGUGGUGUUGACGAAAAUAAAAACAUUUUCCUUCUCAAACAUUUAACCAAUUUUUAGAAAUAAUUCAAAUAAUUUAUUCAGAUGAAAAUGAGGCCAAAUAUAAUUUCGAACCUUUUGCUGUUUGCAUUAAUGAUGCCGAUUUUCGGUCAAAUGUUCUAUCCGAAGCAUAAAUCGACCAAAAAAUAUUAUCUAAUUACAUUUAAGGCAAAUUGGUUCAAAUCUUUAUCACAUUGCCGUUCCAUUGGCAUGAAUUUGGUUAGCAUUACAUCAAAAGAAGAAAACGAUCGAAUCGCGAAGCUAAUUGUAGACGCAGGUCAUGAAACUGCCAAUUUCUGGACAUCAGGAGUAAGAAUAGAUGAAGUAUUGUGGGAGUGGGUGGGCAGCGGUAAACAAAUUACUUUUAACAAUUGGACACCUGGACAACCAGACAAUCAGAAUCAACCAUACAACACCAACAAAGUAGAAACUUGUGUGAAUGUUAUUGGUAAAAACUCGUACGGUGAUUUUCAAGCUCAGAAAUGGAAUGAUGAGAAUUGUUUUACGGAAAUGUAUUUUAUUUGUGAACAAGAUUUGAUUGAAUAUGAAUAUUGUACAAAUUGA
This is a messenger RNA of Contarinia nasturtii (swede midge), 626 nucleotides long. Its product is annotated as perlucin-like. The record is from RefSeq and is a predicted model, not a curated record. Gene Ontology annotation, molecular function: carbohydrate binding. Lineage: Eukaryota; Metazoa; Arthropoda; Insecta; Diptera; Cecidomyiidae. The coding region runs from base 108 to 626 and encodes 172 amino acids. The transcript has 4 exons. Gene Ontology annotation, biological process: biological process involved in interspecies interaction between organisms. Gene Ontology annotation, cellular component: external side of plasma membrane.